CGCAUCCUGGACGCUCAAUGAUUGCAGCCUCUCAGAGUUACCACUUACCACUCACCAACCUAGAAGCUUAGGAAAAGGUCCAAACAAUACACACUCCAGAUACAAUGGCCGAAAGUUCCCAAGUAGCAGCUGAGCCACGGCUACCUCGCAUUACCAUCCAAUUCUGCACGCAAUGUAAAUGGAUGCUACGAGCAGCAUAUUACGCCCAAGAGCUACUAUCCACCUUCUCCACCUCCCUAGGCGAAGUCGCCCUGCAGCCCGGCACAGGCGGCGUCUUUGUCGUCGAGAUCACCCACAGCUCCUCCAGUGCCAACAGCGCGGAUGAGGAAGCAGCGACCCGGAGGACUGUGCUCUGGGACCGCAAGGUCGACGUUGGCUUCCCCGAGACCAAGGAGCUCAAGCGCCGGGUCAGGGACGUGAUCCAGCCCGGGAGGGAUCUGGGGCAUGUCGAUCGGGACUAUGCGCGGCGUAGGAAAGGCGAUGAUGAUGAUGGUGAGGAGGAGGCAGGUGGGAAGGCGGGGUUAAAGGAGGGUGCUGUUGGUCGGAAGGAGGAGGAAGGGGAAGAGGGGAAGGCGACUCAGGAGCGUAAGAUGGAGGAGGAGGGUGGUGAAAAGCGGGAUAAAGCGAGGGUGCGCAGCGUAGAAGGACAAAGGGAGGAAGUAUGUGAGGAUUGUCAGUGACGGAAGGUAUGGGGAUGUUAAAUCAUACGGCUGGGGGACGGUCAAGUUUCUUCGUGGUCCUUCUCGGCUUGAGUCCUUCAAUACCUAUGACCCUGUGGUUGGCUGGCGCGAACACGAUCAAUUGGGAUGGUGUCAAAGGAGAGGGGUGUUGUCUCCUGAAUACUAUCAGUCUCCCAGCCAACCGAGCCCAGUGCCUGGAGCACACACC
This is a messenger RNA of Chaetomium strumarium, 888 nucleotides long. RefSeq names its product Rdx family-domain-containing protein. The transcript has 2 exons. The record is from RefSeq and is a predicted model, not a curated record. NCBI's taxonomy places the organism in Eukaryota, Fungi, Ascomycota, Sordariomycetes, Sordariales, Chaetomiaceae. Bases 105 to 680 code for a protein of 191 amino acids.